Messenger RNA from Lactuca virosa, 849 nucleotides. NCBI's taxonomy places the organism in Eukaryota, Viridiplantae, Streptophyta, Magnoliopsida, Asterales, Asteraceae. The record is from the annotation of a GenBank genome assembly.
AUGAGAGGGAAGACUGGAGAAGAAAGAGGCAAAAAAGGGAGUGCAUUUGACAAGAAUGAGUUAUCAGCUAUUUUGAGAUUUGGGGCUGAGGAACUGUUUAAAGAAGAUAAAAAUGAGGAAGAAAGCAAAAAGUGGCUUGUGAAAAAGUUUGGAAACGAUAGCCAAAUGUGGUUGAUAGCUGCAGAGGUUGGUGGGUUUGUUGAAGCUGCUCCAGUAGAUGCACAGGUUGAGCUUUUUGAUGUUUUAUUAAAUGGUUGCAGAGAAGCAGUUAAAGGAGGAACUAUGGACCCUAAGGGACAAUUGUUGGAUUUUUUUGGUGUCCAUGUGAAGGCUGAUGAUGUAUUAAGCCGAGUGGAAGAACUUCAAUUCCUUGAAAAACGAGUAAACUGCUAUAAUGAUCUAAUCUCACAGUUUCAGGCUUUGAUGUACCUCAAACCUGCAAUCCACUUCAGAGAUACAUUUUUACAUGGUGUUGAUGACAGAGAUACAUUUUUACAUGGUGUCAGAGACCUUCUCAGCAUCCAUUCAAAUGUUCAAGGUGGUUUAUCGACAUAUGUAUCAGCACCAGGACUAUUACUAUUUGCAUCUUCCACCACUGCACAGCCAAUUUUGACACCAUGGACUCUGAUGAAAGAGCUGGAUGAGAUGGAAAAGUUGAAUGCCAGGCUGUCAGCUGCAGUGGAAGAAGUAACACUCGAACACUGCAAGAAGAACGAGAUUGUGAAGCAUCACUCUCAAGAAAUGGCACUUCAAAGGCAGGUAUUUGUGGAUUUCUUUUGUAGUCCAGAACGUUUGAAAAAUCAAGUCAGGGAACUAACAACACGUGUUAGGGCUUUGCAAGCAUCAUAA